ACCCGCUCCACCCGCUCCACCCCACUCCUUCCAACCGGAAAGAAUCGCAAGACUUUUCCAAAAAAGAACCCCCCGCCCCCAAACAAGCGAGCUCUCGCUAUCGAAUCAUCCCGCUUAUUCCUCCGACUCACCUCCCUCGCUCGCAUGGGAGAGCGCUGCUUUUAGGUGGGGGGGGGGGGGGAAGAGCACCCACCACCACCUCUCUUGGGUUUUUUCUUUUGACCGUUUUAACGAGCUGUCGUCCGGGCCGGAUCCCGUCCUCUCCUGGCUGCGAACUUUUGGUGGCUUUUUUUUUGUGGUUGUUUCUCUCUCUGCGGGUGCCUGUGAGUUUUUGUGAUUUUUUUUUUUUUUGACAACCCCGCCGGAGGAGGGGGUGUGUUGUGUUUUUUGGGGUUUUUUUUUGCAGGAACGCUUCGCAGGCGCUAGGGUGGCCGCAGCCCGGCGCCCGUGUUGAGCUCCAGGGGCUUUGAGGCCGAAAGCAGCCGCUUCCACCUGCUGCGGUUUAAAGCCGGCUCUGCCUCUCUCCGGAGAGAUCGGUGGUUUAAACCGAACCGGGGGAAGAUCGUCAGAUAUUGCAAAAGUCGGCCGGGACUCAAGGAGCCGGGGAGGACCGGCGGGGGCCUUCCGAAGAGUGUUGCGUGUGCGUGUUCGGGUGCCCGCCCGACACCUAAAAGCACACGGGAACCCCCACGUUUAACCAACACCCCCCUAAAAAAAAAAAACAAGUUCUGGGAGCGAGACAGCGGCGACUUCUUUCCCCCCUCCACCCCUUCCCCCAAACUUUCCGGGCACGGAAGCGUCCUGCGAGAAUUUCUUCGGAAGAUGAUGACCGAUGCUCCUCCGGUCCGGCUACCGCAGCUGAUUUUCAAGGCCGCUUAAAAAAAAAAAUCAUAAUCAUAAUCCGUAUCCGGCAGCGAACAUUAAUGGAUUUCUGUUGUGUUUAAAUCCUCCCAAGAUUCUCUUGUAAAUAUUUGAUGAAGUCUAGCGUAUGCAUGCGGGUGCCUAUGGCUACAGGCGUAUAUAGUGCUGACCUUCGGGAGACUCGGUUUGGACGUUGCCUUUGAGGUCUCGAAACGAUCUUAACGGGUGGAAGGCGGCCCCGCGUAUGGACGGGCCCGAUGUAUUUUGUCUUCUAUCGGGACUUUAGAAAAAUCACCUGGAAAAAACUCACAGGCGAUCGGCCGCUGGAAAGUCCCCGGGCGUGCGCGUCGGGCGGUGCGUGCGAGAGACGGGAGUUUGGGGGGUGGCCCGGGCUGAUCCCUCCCGGCCUCAAACGAUUUUAGGAAGCUCCUGGGAGUCGUGCGGCCAACGGGAAGCAGGAAUCCCACCCGAUCCCGAACUCGGAGACUUCAAAGGAGAAGGAAGAGGGGGUUGGCUUCGGGGCCCCAUCGUCGAUUCCCCGCCAACGCGCGUCCCGAGGCCCAGGAGGGAGAGAGGCGCUCCCGCCCCCCAAGUUGCCGACGCUUUUCCGAUUUUGCCUCCUCUCCCGGGACCGCCCUUAGGGAUAGUAGGGAUUUAGCCUCUACUUAGUCCUCCGUCCCCUGCCCCGUCUCCCGCCCUCGUUUCAUGUGGGCCCGGCCGGGACCGGUCGCCGAAGCCCGCCCUCCGUCGCCCCUCUUUUGGGAGAGUUUUGACUCAAAAGGCCUGUUGUGAUGCGUAUCCCCGUAGAUACCGGGACCAGCCGCCGCUUCACGCCGCCCUCCACCACCCUGAGCCCCGGCAAGAUGAGCGAGACGCUCCCGCUGGCGGGGCAGGACGGGGGCGGCGCCGCCCUGCUGGGGGGUAAACUGAGGAACGCCGACCGGACCAUGGUCGACGUGCUGGCCGACCACCCGGGAGAGCUCGUCCGCACCGACAGCCCCAACUUCCUCUGCUCCGUGCUGCCCACCCACUGGAGGUGUAACAAGACCUUGCCCAUCGCCUUCAAGGUGGUGGCUUUGGGAGAUGUUCCCGACGGGACUUUGGUCACCGUAAUGGCCGGGAAUGAUGAAAAUUACUCCGCAGAACUGAGAAAUGCAACGGCAGCCAUGAAAAAUCAAGUCGCAAGAUUCAACGACCUCAGAUUUGUGGGUCGGAGCGGAAGAGGAAAGAGCUUCACCCUGACCAUCACGGUCUUCACCAACCCGCCGCAAGUAGCCACCUACCACCGAGCCAUCAAAAUCACCGUGGAUGGACCUCGAGAGCCCAGAAGACAUCGUCAGAAACUAGACGAGCAGACAAAGGCCGGGAGCUUGUCCUUUUCAGAGCGACUGAGCGAGCUGGAGCAGUUGAGGCGCACAGCCCUGAGAGUCAGCCCCCACCACCCAGCCCCCACGCCCAACCCGCGCGUCUCCUUGAACCACACCACCACCGCCACUUUUAACCCUCAGCCUCAGAGUCAGAUUCAGGAUGAGCUGGGAGACCAUCCUUCGUGGCGAACGAAUUCGGAGUGUCCGGCCUUCUGCUUCAGCUCAGGUGGCUACACGAGACAGAUCCAGCCGUCCCCGCCGUGGUCCUACGACCAGUCGUACCAGUACCUGGGCGCCAUCACGUCCCCGCCCGUGCAUCCCGCGACGCCCAUCUCCCCCGGCCGGCCCAGCGGCAUGUCCUCUCUGAGCGCCGAGCUGUCCAGCCGACUGACCACCGCCUCUGACCUGACGGCCUUCAGCGAUCCCCGCGUGGGCAUCGACCGCCAGUUUCCCGCGCUGCCCUCCAUCUCCGACCCCCGCGUGCACUACCCCGGAGCCUUCACCUACACCCCGACCCCGGUCACCUCGGGGAUCGGCAUCAGCAUGUCGGCCAUGCCCGCGGCCACCCGGUACCACACCUACCUGCCCCCGCCCUACCCGGGCUCCUCCCAGGCGCAAGGAAGCCCCUUCCAGACCAGCUCGCCGUCCUACCACCUCUACUACGGCACGUCGGCCGGGUCUUACCAGUUCUCCGUGAUGUCCGGCGGGGACCGCUCCCCGCCGCGCAUCCUCCCUCCUUGCACUAACGCCUCCACGGGCUCCACCCUCCUCAACCCCAACCUCCCCAACCAGAGCGACGCGGUCGAGGCCGAGGGCAGCCACAGCAACUCCCCGACCAACAUGGGCAGCACGGCCAGGCUGGAGGAAGCCGUGUGGAGGCCGUAUUGAGUCCUGCUCCCCAGCCCGUCCCACGCGGCCAAGGGCGCCUCGCCAGCCGGUCCCGGAAGCCGAUGCGUCUCUUUCAGAAGACUCCCUCCGUCCCCCCCCGCCCGCCGCGGGGGCCCUCCCGUCAGGAAAAGGGGUCAGCGCGACAACCAGUCCGCCCAGGGGCCCGAGAGGCCGAGGCCGAGGCCACCCCCGGUCGGAGAGAGGUCGGCGUCCGGCUCCACGUCCGCGGCCGGCCCCCGGCCCGACCUCCCUUCCUCCCUCCUCGCCUCCCUCUGCCGGAGGACCCCAACUCCGGCCUCAGACCGGAGGCCGCCUCGGCCGGUCCGCCUCGUCACCAGGGCCGGGGAGUUGCCGCCGCCGAGAAGUAGAGGAAGACUCCCCCCGGGGGCAACUGUGAAUGCUUCUGAUUUAGCAAUGCUGUGAAUAAAAAGAAAGGUUUUCUUCCCCGACCCAUAGCAUUUUAGCCAACUGGACUGUUCCGAAGAGUCUGGAAUCUGGGUUUCCGGAGCUGCGACUCGCCCCGCUUGGCCUCGGUUUCGUCCGCGCCUCCUCCCCGGCACCUUAGAAACGGCAGAAGGCAUCUCGGUAGCUGGAUGGCGGCGGAGGAGCGGCCCGCUCGCGGCCGGGGCGACGGAGAGGAACGGCGGGGAGGCUCUCGGCCGCUUCCUGGCAACCUGGGUCCCUUUCAACUACUGUACUACCACGGCGACCUCCAACAUAUUUAUGGAUCUCGAUGAGUAGACGGGCCUGCCGGUCGCCACUCUUCUUAUUUAAACGUACCGAUGUCAAGGGAGGGGGGAAAUCGAGGUCUGCUCUAGUCGUUGUAUGUUUCGAGGCCGCCAGGGUUAAGUGUGUCCCGUCGAAAGAGCCGGGAAAAGGCGGUGGGCUUGGGGGGGGUCGCUGGGCGACCACUUCCCUCUCGUAUUCGCCCGCCUGCUCCUCCCAGGGUAGUGGGCUGGGCUGUCUCUCCCCUCAGGAGGACUGGGCCGGGCCCUCCUGCUCUGCUCCAUCCCUCCCCUGGCCCCCGGCCCCGGGCUACGCCCACCCUUCCGCACACCCCACGGGUCCCCCCGCGGCGCCAGCGAAACCCACGGCCCCGGGAUCCUCGCCUGCCGCCUACCUAAGGCCCGCGUCUCCCGUCACCGCUACCACCGUCAUCGCGUCCGACGUGUCUGGCGGUCGGCCGGCCGCGUUCGAUUAGCGGACAGGCUGGAUGUGGCGGGGGUGACGGGGAGCAAGCCCGGCCGUCUCGGAUCGUUAUCCAAAGGUCCUCCGGAAACGGGAGGCAAGAGGGAGGGCGGCGCCCGAGGGCGGAGGAAAGCAGGACUUCAGAUCAGUGUUUGAUGUUUAGGAAAAAUAAUUUUGUUGUUUUUUUUAAGGAUUCAAAUUAGAAAGGUCCUUGGCUGCAGGCAGCAAACAGCUGGACUUAUUUAAAGCGAUUUGUUUUCGAGGUUUCUUUUAUAUAUAUAUAUAUAUAUAUAUGCAUAUAUAUAUAUUUUUGCUUAUUUGUUUUACUCAGAUGCAGUCGCACUUUGGUAGGAAAAGUUAUAAAUGGAAGCCUCCCUCAUUCUUGGUCAGGUUCUGCUCACCCAGCAGUGGGAGGCGGUGGCCGCAGAGGGACUCCAGUCGGGGUGUGUCGCGUUGACCCUCCGAUCCCCGUGCCCCGUGGCAGACGGCCCCUACACCCCCACUCCCCCGCCCCCAGCAGCCAUAGGAAAUGAAUGAUUUCAGGCCAGGCAGAACAUUUCAACGGGUAUUUGCAAGCAUAGCCCCAGGUUCAACGGGUCAAGCUUGGUCUGAGCAAGUCUGGUUGGCCCCUUAGAGGGAAGAAGCCCUUCUGAGUGUCAGACAAACCCCACGGCCGGGAAAACAGGGUUACGGAGGGGCGGCCGCAAGAAACCAAACUGAAGUGGAUAGGGAGGCCUUUCCCUCUGAGGCAUCUCCUUUGGCAGCAGCAGGAGGCCGGGAUUGGUUGUGAGGGGGUGGGGGAUGAGGUGGUCAGUCCCUGGGAGAACCAUGGGGGCAAAGAGGACGAUAUACUCUCGAAGCCCUGUGAGCCAGACCCCUCCCAACCUCACGCUGCCCACCUCCCUCUGGUCAGUCCUGAGCGUUUCCAGUCGGCAUCGAGACCCCAAAUGGCUGCUUUCCAGCCAGUUUGCGCUCUGAAACCUGUCCCUUCCCGGUCCCCGUCCCCCUUAAAAUCCUUUUGGCCCCAUCACGAAGCAUGAAAAAUGGACACCCGAAGGAACUCGUGGGCGGUCGGGGAGUGGUCAGAGGCGAAAGAGAACAAAAGCGUUUAUGGAGUCAGUCCAUCCUGAGAUUCCUGAGCCGUGUUUCUCUGCUGGUCCUUGCCCCCUUUCUCUCGUAGUUUCUCUCUCUCUCUCUCCCCCCUCCGCAUUUCUCUCCAUCUCUGUCGCUCCGGCUCUAUUGUCGCUUUGCUCUCUCCUUAUUCAUUCAGCCGUAAUUACUGAGUGCUUACUGUGUGUAGAGCACUGUACUAAGCACUUGGGAGAGUACAAUAUAACAAUGAGCGGACACGUUCCCUGCCCACAAUGAGCUCACUCUCUCUUCUUCUUGGCCGCCUCUCUGCUUCACUCCUAAUCACGCUGAGAUUUUCCUCUGGGUCUCUGCCUUUCUGCCAUUUCGUGGCUCUGUGUUUCUCCACCUGUUCUCCUUCCUCCCUUCCUGAGCGAACAGCGGUGGCGGCAGAUAGCUCAUCCCCGGGACUGUUGGCCGGUGGGCCCGGGUGGGACCUCCCGGGCCCUCCUCCCGCUAAGUGAAGAACUCACGGGGUGCAAGUUUUCUCUGGCGAGUCUCUCCCUGCCAGGAUGAGACCCCAAAAACCCAUUUCAGUCUGCCGUGCCGGGCAGAGGCGACCCCGGGAAGUCUUAGGAGACCAGUCCACUCCGUAAUUGGCAAGAGGGAGGCCCAGGGCGUCUCUCAGAUCCGCCUGGCGAGGAAGCCAACCGUUUCACCAAAGCAACCAUGACUUUGGGAUUGAAAUACCCAUUUCCUCCGGGCCUUCUUUCCAAUCCUUUGGAGACCUAGCCGCAAGGGGCGGUUUCAACCCCCUUUCCCCAUAUGAAAGUCCUUUUGACAAUCUGCAUAAGUCCACGAUUUUGUGUCCUGACAGAGUCCCCGCGUGGUGUGCCGCCGAUGGAUUUCAUCGGGUCGGUCUUGAGGAGGGUAGUCCCCGAAAUGAUUUUCUCUCUACACUAGAGGAGUUGCAUCGACAGAGUUCAUUGUAUUUAUGUAUGUAAAUAGACUUGAAGCUUCCUAGCAAAACAUGGUUAGUGCCUGUAAUUAUUCCGCUUUGCCCCGGUUUUAUGUCUCCUCGAGGAUCUCUUCCCCGCGUCUGCCGAAUACUGUAGCGAAACCGGUUUCUUUCCGCCUCGGUUAUUUUAGAAUGACCACCGAAAGGCUUUUUAUUCACUUUUCGAAAACAGUUAAGAGCAUGGUUCCUAUCCCACACAGUUCACUUUGGUUAGAGGGGAAAAUCACGUGCAAAAAAUCCAAAGGUCGUUGGCGGGAUCCGGGGCCCUCGGAGGGGAAGCGACCUCUGGCCCGAGAGGAGGACGCGGCCAGGCCCCCGGGAGGAAGGCCCCUCCGUCGGGAAAGCCACCGUCGGCAGCUCGGGCCGGACGCCGGACGCCUCCCGGCCCCGACGGACUGAACUCUCGCAGGAGAGAGGGGGGACUCGUGGGUGCCAGCCCGUCCAACCCAACGGGAAGCUAAGAGCCGGACGGGAGCUUCCUCCCCGCCGACGACCACCCUUUCCACGAUGGUUCCGGGUCCCACAGGGGAGCCCACCCUUCCUGGCCAGAGCCGGGCAUGGGCGAGGCCCAGCAUGCGGCCGGGGAGAACUCCUUCCCUCCCUCUUUCCUUUCUUUUGGUCUCGCACCGCCGUCGUCUCUUCUGUAAAUUCAAUAUUAUAAUAGUGUGGAUGGCAAAUAAACAGUUUGACAAGUACCACUCCCCGAAA
Ornithorhynchus anatinus (platypus) is the source of this 7098-nucleotide messenger RNA. It is a transcript of the gene RUNX1, whose product is annotated as RUNX family transcription factor 1. Gene Ontology annotation, cellular component: nucleus. Lineage: Eukaryota; Metazoa; Chordata; Mammalia; Monotremata; Ornithorhynchidae. The transcript has 7 exons. Gene Ontology annotation, biological process: hemopoiesis; neuron differentiation; regulation of transcription by RNA polymerase II. The coding region runs from base 1653 to 3116 and encodes 487 amino acids. The record is from RefSeq and is a predicted model, not a curated record. Gene Ontology annotation, molecular function: DNA-binding transcription factor activity, RNA polymerase II-specific; ATP binding; RNA polymerase II cis-regulatory region sequence-specific DNA binding.